AUGAGUCGAGAUUCGAGCAGUCACCAUGGUGGAAGUAAAUCUAAAGCAAAGGCAAAAGCUUCUAGUAUGACAGCCGAACUUGAAAACCAAUUUAUUCUCCGGUUGCCAGAAGACCACGCGCAAAUUCUGCAGGAAGAGAUAAAGAAUGGUUCUUUGAAAGAUAAUUUGAGCAUUGAAAUCCUCGGCGAUAGCAGGCAUGGAACUGUCAAAUUUCACAGCACUUCUUUUUCUGCAAAAGUCAUGGACCUCCCAUCUGUUGUUGAAUCCUGGAAAACAUUAGAUAAGAAGAGCUUCUGGAAAACAGCAGACAUUUGUCAGCUUUUGUUAUGUGUAGAUGAAGAGGCGUCCGAAAGUAGCUCCGACGAAGAUGAUUCUAAGUACAUAGAUCAAUUUAAAAAGCAGCAAGUGUUGGCAAAAAAAUUUCAGUACCAGCAUGGUCUCACGCCACCGUUAAAAAACGUCAAGAAAAAACGUUUUCGUAAAACUGCAAAGAAAAAAUAUAUUGAAGCACCUGAGGUUGAAAAGGAAGUGAAGAGAUUGCUUCGAGCAGAUAUUAGCGCUGUUGAUGUUAGAUAUGAGGUUCUUCAAGAUGAAGAUAAACAAGAGGAUAAUCGUAGUGUUGCUUCUGAUUUAGAUGUCGGUACCUCUUUGAUGCAGUCACCCUCAAAUAUCAAUGAAGACAGCAUGCAGUUUGGUGGUUCAGAAUUUGAAGGAGAGGAAAGUGCAAUCCUACCUGAUAUUAGUAGCAGUGAGGAUGAAGUUGAUAUGGCUGAUUUUGUAAAUGAAAGCAACACAUCAAAGGACAGUUUUUCAAGAGUAGUAUCCUCAGGUGCAUCUGAUGUUAUUGCCGAGCGAAUGGUUGAGCUACAACAAACAUUGCUUGAUGUCCAAUCAAAAAGAGAAGAACAGGAAAUGCGUGUGCAAAAUGCUGCAAAUCCAUUUUUAAAGCAAAGAUUUCAAGGCAUACUUGAUGGUCUACUGCAGAAAGAAAGUGCUCUUCUUUGUGAAAUCAAUGAGUUGCAGAUGAAAUGAAAUUAAUUGUAAAGAAAUAAGAUGUGGAUUCAAUGCAAGCUGCAGAUGAAAUAAUAAACCAUUUUUAAAAUCAUGCACAAUUGUUUUAUUGUAUUGCCAGAUAAAAUAGGAAGUACCAUCAUAUAGAAACUGCUUGUAAAUAUUAAAUAUUAUAUGUAUACCUGAAAACUCUUGUCUUGUGCAUAAUUUCAUACUUAUCCAAAGACAAAAUAACCGGGAUGCAUGUGCCCCCACUUUUCAGAAACAGAAUGAAGUGCUUGUUUUCAGCUAAAAAGGCUCCUCUUGUUAUUACAUGUGUCCUAUGCCUAUGUACUUCUCAACUGAAAAGGCUUUUGACUGAGCAGGUUUCGGGAUCAGACUGACCUUUUUAUGAUCAUUUUGAGGCAGACCAUUUAAAAUUAAAGUACUUUUCUGCAUCCCCCCUUGGAAUAUGAAAAUUAACACUAGCUCUAGGAUAUGACUGCUUUUUAAUAGAGAAGCAAUGUAAAAGUGCAUUUCUGUCAACUUAUGGGUUUUAAUAAAAUGUCCUGGCUUUCAUUUGCAGUUUCAAAAGUGUUGGUACUGAAUUUUCAAUGGGUACCAACAGUGUGUUAAAUUUGUCUUUUUGUACUUUCGCCAUUAGCAACAUUGAUGCUCCUUUAAAAAUAGGUGAACUGAAUCUUCACUACUUCUUAAGGAAACAUUACAUUCCGGAAGAUAAUUUUCAAAAGAUUCAUUCUAGGAUCAUAUUCUAUGAUUUUGAAGAAAAGCUAGAGGACAGAAAAUGAUGUUAAUUAUACUUGUGAGGCAAUUUUUUGUUGGCACUCAAAUAAUUGUAGCACAUAUUUGGAAACUUGAAGAAUAAUAUUUUUCAACACGAAGCCAGGUCCAUGCAGAAAAUGAUUUCACACCCUGUUAUCAGGAGUUCAUUGCCAUUUUUAACUUGAUUCUUCUGCCUUGAUUAUCAAAUUUUGCCAUAUUUACCUAUCUUGCCUUGAAGUAUAAAGUAUGACAACUUUGUCAGGAUAACUAUGAGGGCUUAUACCCAGUUAUACAAGAUGAUUAUAUCAUCAAUUCGCUGCAACUUUAGUUAAUUUAACUAUAGCAAUGCCAAAAUACUAUAACAUAUAUUAUUUCAUCUAAUGUGUUUCAUAGAGUUCAUAUUCAGAUAAAUACACUGGUUUUUGGCUGUGAACUUUUUCGAAAAUUGAUGAAGCAAACUUCAAACAUUUGUUACUCUAACAAGGAUUCAGUUUCAUAGCCAAAACUAUCUAACAUUGAAGCGAAAGCAAAUAUUUGAUUGAUAUAAGCCACCAAAAAGCUUUUCAAAAAAGGGCAGUAAAAACAGCUCAUCAACACAAAAUUGUGCAAUGGAAAAUUAAAAAAUCAUUGAAAACAACAUGACUUUAAAAGAAAGCAGAAAUUAACAGCAGAAUUAUGUUUUCAGAAAAUUUCAUCAAAAAACAAUAUUUUGAAUCAAAAUUUUUCACGACACUCUGACCUACACUUCAGGCAGUGAAAACUGAAAAUUGCCAUAUGUUGGCACUUCAAAGAUUUUGCCUCCUGAAGAACAUCUGCCUUGUUCAAGUCAAAAUUUGCCAUAUGAUUGGUUGUUUGUUUGCUGAAUAACUGUAGCACUGC
This is a messenger RNA of Rhopilema esculentum, 2652 nucleotides long. RefSeq names its product transcription initiation factor TFIID subunit 7. The record is from RefSeq and is a predicted model, not a curated record. Gene Ontology annotation, molecular function: RNA polymerase II general transcription initiation factor activity. Gene Ontology annotation, biological process: transcription initiation at RNA polymerase II promoter; RNA polymerase II preinitiation complex assembly. NCBI's taxonomy places the organism in Eukaryota, Metazoa, Cnidaria, Scyphozoa, Rhizostomeae, Rhizostomatidae. Gene Ontology annotation, cellular component: transcription factor TFIID complex.